AUGUGGAAAAUAUUUAGUGCAAUAUUAUUGUGGAUUGCUGCAGUUCAAUGUCUUCCGAGAAGGGGAUUUGUGACAAGUGAAGAUUUUGGAUUCGUUGGAUAUCGUAAUGCUGUCAAUAAUAAUCACAGAGCACAUUAUCCUAGACAAGGAUACGGCGGCAGUUACGCUCAACCCUACGGUGGAUUUCCAGGACAUUACAGUGGUGGCGGAUUUCUGGGAAAAAAGUAA
Messenger RNA from Clunio marinus, 228 nucleotides. Lineage: Eukaryota; Metazoa; Arthropoda; Insecta; Diptera; Chironomidae. The record is from the annotation of a GenBank genome assembly.